AUGGUGGCCAAGCUGCGGCGCGACGACAUGUCGGAGGAGGCGAACCCCAUCUGCGACUCCGUCGCGUUCGGCAUCGUUGGCCAGGUGCUCCAGUCCGUGCGGAUGGAGCCGCAUCUAGCUGACUCGCAUGCUCUGGAGCAAUAUCAUAGAAUUGUAGGCAUUCUAGACACCAGCAAGAGAAGGAAUCCUGAUAAGGAGAACCCUGACAAGAAGGCUCUGUAUGUGACGUGUUUGAAGGCAUUAGCAUCAGAAAUAUCCAAAAUAGACAUCAAUUACCAUCAUUCUCUUCUGAAAAAUAUAUUCACUGUCUCCAUCUGGUAUUUGCCAAAUGAUACCAUUCCUGAGUUCUUGGAGCUAAUAACCAGAUUGGCUGCAGUGGCAGAUGAUUAUCUCACAGAAUGCCUGCAUCUGCUAGUGAACAACUUCGUCCCACCUCUUGUUGAUCGCACAAAGAUGGUUAAAUGGGCAGUUUCAAGGAAGACAUAUAUUUUUUCUCAACUGUGCAUGUGUUUGAUAAGAAUCUCCAAUAUUAUACCCUUAGCACCAAAGGUCUUAAGGGGUAUAAUUGAUAAGUGUAUGCCGAACUUAUUCGAUAGCAAAGAUAAGACAAUUUCAUUUGUCGAGUGCAUGUUGGGGCUAGAUACUGGAAGGAUGGGGGAUCUUAUCAGAGCUGUUUUGCUGGAUAAAAUUGUUCAUCUUCUAACAGAAUUAGAUGUUAAUAUAACCUGGGAAGGUAUUCUUCAAGAGCAACAUAACAAAGGUAUAUUUGACAUGGAGCUUCAAGAUUUGGAUGGCAAUGAGGAGGAGGAUGGCCUUGGACACGGAGGAGUAAAGGUUUUAUUGGGAGCAAAUGCACAUGCUGAAAAGCUUGAUGAUUUAAUGGUUGUUAUAUUUGAGCACUUCAAGUCAUUAGAUGCUCAGUGCCUGCAUAAGGAAUUCACAAUUUUGAAGACUAUAUUUCGAGCAUCUGUGCUGACAGUGGACACACCAAAAUUUGUCCAGUUUAUCAUGUUCUAUAUCUGCGCACGGGAUCCUGAAAUAUGUGCUCUCGAAUUUGCUCUUUUUCUUACUGACAUUUUUAAGAAUAAGGAAGAGGAUCCAAUUUCAAGAAUGUCCGCAGUUUCAUAUAUUGGAAGUUAUUUGUCUCGGGCAAGGUUUAUUUCUGACGAUACAGUUGUUGCUAUCAUUGGGAAGUUAGUAGAUUGGUUGGUUGACUACUGUGACCAUGAGAGCACAAGAGAGUCCACACCAAUUCCAAACCAUCAGUUAUUUUAUGCGACCUGCCAGGCUGUGAUGUAUUUCCUUUGCUUUCGCUUGAGAUAUAUUAUGGAUUGUCCAAAUCUUAAAUCAGAUCUGUUCCGUAUGCCUUUUGGAACUCUGUUUCACCACCAAUUGGAACCUCUAAAGGUAUGCUUGCCUUCGAUAGUAAGUGAGUUCCUGAGACAGGCGAAGGGUGCCAAAUUGGUCGCUAAAUUUGUGGAUCCAGCAGCUAAAGAUACAGUUGAAUCUGAUUGCUCAAGGACUUCUGGAGGAAUCAAUAGAUUUGACAUGUUCUUCCCGUUUGAUCCCUACCUACUCAAAGAAUCUGACAGAUACAUCAGUUCACAUUUCGAGGUCUGGUCCAUGGUCAUGACAGAGAGCGACGACAGUGAUGAUGUCCUUGACACCCCUGAGAUGAACGCGGAUGGUGGCGGCAGCUUCAGCAUGCCCGCGAGGAUCAAGCCUUCGGCGAGCCCUCCCAUGUCAGGAGACCCACCAUAG
Molecule: messenger RNA, 1761 nt
Organism: Triticum turgidum subsp. durum (durum wheat)
Lineage: Eukaryota; Viridiplantae; Streptophyta; Magnoliopsida; Poales; Poaceae
Source: the annotation of a GenBank genome assembly